Dipodomys spectabilis (banner-tailed kangaroo rat) is the source of this 2355-nucleotide messenger RNA. It is a transcript of the gene Mipep, whose product is annotated as mitochondrial intermediate peptidase. Bases 115 to 2256 code for a protein of 713 amino acids. The transcript is spliced from 19 exons. Gene Ontology annotation, biological process: peptide metabolic process. NCBI's taxonomy places the organism in Eukaryota, Metazoa, Chordata, Mammalia, Rodentia, Heteromyidae. The record is from RefSeq and is a predicted model, not a curated record. Gene Ontology annotation, cellular component: mitochondrion. Gene Ontology annotation, molecular function: metalloendopeptidase activity.
UCCCGACCCGGAAGUGCGGCCUUACGCUGCGCGGCGUGGGCCGCUGCCUUGGAAACGCGCGGCGUGAGCUCGCAGGGGCUGGGCUGCUGCGUGCGGGGUUCCCCCCGGGACGCCAUGCUGUGCGCCCGGAGGCUGAGCGGCCUGGGGGCCGGCGUAGCGGCUGCGUGGCCCUGCCGAGCCGGCCAGGGCCGCCUGGGACCCGGGAGCCCGACUCGCAGGGUCAGCACCAGCUGGUCCCCGGUGGGCGCCGCCUUCAAUGUCAGGCCGCAGGGCCGCCGCCUGGACCUGUUCGGCGAGCGCCGGGGUCUUUUUGGAGUUCCUGAGCUCAGUGCCCCCGAGGGAUUUCGUAUCGCACAGGAAGAAGCGCUGAGAAAGGCAGAUUCCCUGGUGGAGCGUGCCUGUUCCACACCCCCUGGGCCACAGACUGUGGUUAUCUUUGAUGAGCUCUCUGAUGCCUUGUGCCGGGUGGCAGAUUUGGCUGAUUUUGUGAAAAUUGCACACCCCGAGCCAGCAUUCAGAGAGGCCGCUGAAGAAGCCUGUCGCAGUAUUGGCACCGUGGUGGAAAAGUUGAACACCAAUGUGGACUUGUACCAGAGUCUGCAGAAAUUAUUGGCUGACAAAACACUCAUGGAGUCCCUUGAUGCUGAAACCAGGAGAGUGGCAGAACUGUUUAUGUUUGAUUUUGAAAUCAGUGGAAUCCAUCUAGAUGAAGAGAAGCGUAGGAGAGCAGUGGACCUUAAUGUGAAAAUCUUGGAUUUGAGCAGUACAUUCCUCAUGGGAACCAACUUUCCCAACAAGAUAGAAAAACAUCUUUUACCAGAGCACAUUCACCACAACUUUGCCAGUGAUGGACGCCAUGUGGUAAUAGAUGGCCUGCACGCAGAAGCCCCAGAUGACUUGGUUCGAGAAGCUGCUUAUAAAAUUUUUCUUUACCCCAGUUCUAGCCAAUUGAAAUGUUUAGAACAGUUGCUUAUCAGCAGAAAUCUUCUGGCAAAGCUUGUGGGGUAUUCUACAUUUUCCCAUAGGGCCCUUCAAGGAACAAUAGCUCAAACUCCAGAGACUGUCAUGCAGUUCCUUGAGAAACUAUCUGACAAGCUUUCUGAAAGAACUGUAAAAGAUUUUGAGAUGAUGAGAAAAAUGAAAAUGAAACUUAAUCCUCAAAAUUCUGAGUUAAUGCCUUGGGACCCACCCUACUACAGUGGUGUGAUUCGUGCAGAGAGGUACAAUAUUGAACCCAGUUUGUAUUGCCCAUUUUUCUCCCUGGGAGCGUGCAUGGAGGGCCUUAACAUUUUGUUUAACAAAUUGUUGGGCAUUUCCUUGUAUGCAGAGCAGCCUAUGAAAGGAGAAGUGUGGUGUGAAGAUGUCCGUAAGCUGGCUGUCGUUCAUGAAUCUGAAGGAUUGUUGGGGUACAUUUACUGUGAUUUUUUCCAGCGAGCAGACAAGCCACACCAGGAUUGCCAUUUUACAAUUCGAGGAGGCAGAUUAAAGGAAGAUGGAGACUAUCAACUUCCAGUCGUGGUUCUCAUGCUCAAUCUUCCCCGCUCCUCAAGGAAUUCACCCACUUUAUUGACCCCAGGAAUGAUGGAAAAUCUUUUCCAUGAAAUGGGACAUGCCAUGCAUUCGAUGUUGGGGCGCACUCGGUACCAGCAUGUCACUGGGACCAGAUGCCCGACUGAUUUUGCCGAGGUCCCAUCCAUUCUGAUGGAGUACUUUUCAAAUGAUUACCGAGUAGUCAACCAGUUUGCCAGACAUUAUCAGACUGGACAGCCACUGCCAAAGCACAUGGUGUCCCGUCUCUGUGAGUCCAAGAAGGUGUGUGCUGCUGCAGAAAUGCAACUUCAGGUCUUCUAUGCCACGCUGGAUCAAAUCUACCAUGGCAGGCACCCCCUGAGGAAGUCAACCACAGACAUUCUUAAAGACACACAGGAGCGAUUUUACGGCCUCCCCUACGUUCCACGCACUGCCUGGCAGCUGCGGUUCAGUCACCUUGUGGGCUACGGUGCCAAAUACUACUCAUAUUUGAUGUCCAGAGCUGUGGCAUCCAUGGUUUGGAAGGAAUGCUUCCUUCAGGAUCCUUUCAACAGGGCUGCUGGGGAGCGCUACCGCAGGGAGAUGCUGGCCCAUGGCGGGGGCAAGGAGCCCAUGCUUAUGGUACAAGGUAUGCUCCAGAAGAGCCCUUCCAUCGAUGACUUUGUGGGCGCUCUCGUUUCUGACUUGGAUCUGGACUUCGAAACUUUCCUCAUGGAUUCUGAAUAAUAGGUUCUGAAGUAAUGAACUGGCUUUUAACUCAGGUUAUGUGGUUUGAUAUUACUUUAAAUGGAUGGGACUUGGAAUAAAUAAUCUGUUUGAAUUAUA